Molecule: messenger RNA, 1642 nt
Organism: Elgaria multicarinata webbii
Lineage: Eukaryota; Metazoa; Chordata; Lepidosauria; Squamata; Anguidae
Gene: POC1A
Product: POC1 centriolar protein A
Exons: 12
Coding region: 138-1487 (449 amino acids)
Biological process (GO): cilium assembly
Cellular component (GO): centriole; ciliary basal body
Molecular function (GO): protein binding
Source: RefSeq, a predicted model, not a curated record
CGUCCCUCACUUUCCCGCCUUCCCUUUAAGCGCAGGACGCCGUUACUAAGGCGGUCGGAGAAGCGGGCAAACUGAAUCGCUCCGGCGGCAACAACAACCGUGAGGGCUCUCGGUUCCGCUUCGGCUUUCGCGGCGCCAUGGCGUUUGCCUGCCUGGAAGAUCCAACGUUGGAGAGGCAUUUCAAAGGCCACCGAGAUGCAGUAACUAGUGUGGAUUUCAGUCUAAAUAAGAAACAACUAGUAAGUGGCUCUAUGGAUUCAUGCUUGAUGAUUUGGAGUAUGAAACCUCAGAUGAGAGCCUAUCGCUUUGUGGGUCACAAAGAUGCAGUAAUGUGUGUUCAUUUUUCACCGUCUGGCCAUUUGAUUGCUUCAGGCUCUAGAGACAAAAUGGUUCGGUUGUGGGUGCCCAGUGUCAAAGGAGAAUCGACUGCGUUCAAGGCUCAUACAGCAACGGUCAGAAGUGUUCACUUUUCUAGCGACGGCCAGUCGUUGGUCACUGCCUCUGAUGACAAAACAGUUAAAGUAUGGGCUGUCCACAGGCAAAAAUUCUUAUUCUCACUAAGUCAGCACAUAAACUGGGUUCGCUGUGCUAAAUUUUCUCCUGACGGAAGAUUGAUCGUAUCAUCUAGCGAUGACAAAACUGUCAAACUUUGGGAUAAAGCAAGCAGAGAAUGUAUACAUUCUUUCUGUGAGCAUGGUGGAUUUGUACCGCAUGUGGACUUUCACCCGAGUGGAACAUGUAUCGCUUCAGCUGGCACAGAUAACACAGUGAAAGUAUGGGAUGUUAGGAUGAAUAGGCUUCUGCAGCAUUAUCAAGUACACAGUGCUUCAGUGAACAGCCUGUCCUUUCACUCCUCUGGAAACUACCUCAUUACUGCUUCUAAUGAUUCAACUCUAAAAAUACUAGAUUUGCUAGAGGGAAGGCUGCUCUAUACACUUCAUGGCCACCAGGGACCAGCUACCUGUGUUUCUUUUUCAAGAACAGGAGACUUGUUUGCUUCCGGAGGCUUUGAUGAGCAGGUGAUGGUAUGGAAAACAAAUUUUGAUGCUGCUGAUUAUGGCGACAUACUAAAAACACGCAAACACAGUAUGAACGUGAAUGGGGCUGAUUAUAGUGAUGUACUGAAAACACAGAAAUCGAGUAUGAAUGCGAAUGGUGCUUUUAACAAUAUGAAACCAAUGGAUGCUGCCAGUAGUGGGAUUCAAAAAUCUGGAAUUUACAGACAAGAAAAGCAAUCGGAGAUGGAUUUUGGAGAAAUUCCAGAUAAACCAAAAAUUCCAGAAACGGAAGCUGCAGAAUCGGUCAGGAGGCAGCAAGAACGGAUCGAUGAGGCCAGCCUUGCCAGUACCCUUCAGCAUAUCGUGGGGCAGCUCGAUGUUCUCACCCAGACUGUUUCCAUUCUAGAACAAAGGUUAACAUUAACAGAAGACAAGCUGAAGGAGUGUCUUGAGAAUCAACAAAAGAUUGCUCAAAAUAAAUCCAACUGAUUUCCCAGAGAGGUUGAUGAAGCCAGUGCUGUUGGGGUGUGUGUGUGAAUGGUUUUUAACAUGAAAGCAUUUCCUAUUUUAUUAGAAUAAAUUGUACAGUUAACAGAGUCUGUAAAUACAUUUGUAUUAAGAUUAAACUUUCUUUUCUUACUAAA